AUGGAUCAGCUGGCUACUGAAAACAUCGUACUGUCAUAUAGUAAUAAUUUUACUGCAACCUCAAGUAACAAUACUUCGAUACGUGUUGCAAGAAGGAAUGUCAUGAAUCAUCGUCGUGUAUAUAGUGUUAAAGAUAACAAUAGUAAAUUCAAGUCGAUAGAACAUUUAAGUAUCAAAUCACAAAAUAAUCAAGAAACAUUUUAUACAAAACCUUUAAUAAAUAUCAACAGCAACAAUAAUGAUGUCGAACCAUCGUCGUCAUCAUCUUUAUCAUCUAAUCAAACAGCCGAAUUCAUUAAAAGCAGCAAUGUUUAUAAUUCAACGUCGUCACCUUCAUCCUCUCCAUCAAUCAGAUCUGUUCACCAAUUCAAGCAUAUUCACAAAAAACGUUUAUCAAGGACUAUUCAACAUAUUUCUUCCUUUUUACAAAUAAUUGCAAACGUUUCUUCUUCGAUUUCUUUUCCUGUAACGGUUGAAAAAACUUAUACAGUGGAAAGAUUAGCAAGACAAAUAGAAGCUGAAUACGCAUUUAAAUAUGGCGGAAUUGAGCAUAAUGGGUUAUAUGAACCAUUGGAGGUUGGAUUAUUAUAUGAUGUUAGUAUGGUUGCUUUACGUUUUAGAGAUUUUGUAGGCGAUGUUUUAGAGCAUGGUGAUGUUGUUAAUGUGCUUAAUAUCUAUGAAGAUUUAUCCUUAAAAUCAAGAUCAAGAGAAAGCAAAAGAUUUAAUUUACCUAUUUCACAAAAUAAUCAAACAGAAAACAUCGUUGAUGAUUCUUCAGCUGCCAUGUCCCAUAAUUCUCUAAACUAUACUCAAGGAUCCGAAGCUCUUUUUCAAUCUGUACUUUCUAAUACACUUGCUAUUAAAUAUUUUCAAAAGUUUGCUAUUCGUGAAUUUUCCGUAGAAAACUUAUUAUUUUGGUUAGAUGUAGAACUUUUUGCAGCAGGCAUUUCUUGUGAGAUUGAAGAUAAUUACUUUGAAGAACAACAAACUGCUGUCAUAUAUGCAAAAUAUAUUUAUUUAACUUACAUUAGUCCAAACGCACCAUUACAAGUUAAUCUUAGUGACGAGAUAAGAAAAGAUAUUCCUUGGCCAAUAGAUGAUGAUUCUGAUGUAGAAAGGAAUAUUUUUGACGAGGCGCAAGAAGCUGUUUAUCAAUUAAUGAAAGGUCAUACUUUCGUCAGAUAUGAGAAUAGUUCCGAAUGGAAAGAAUGUGAACAAAUAAAAAUGCAAGAACCUGAAAGAUAUCAAAAUCAUGAAAUGACAGCAAAGCUUGAAAAUUAUUUUCGACCAAGCAUGUCACUUAUGCUUGCUGUUACCACGACUCUUGAUAAUGGUACAGAUCAACCACCAAUGUCACAUCAUUAUAAAGAACAAACGCUUCAUUCCAUUUUAUCUCAAUAUUUCCCUGAUACUGUUCUCCUUGACAAUACAGGAAAGCGAGCCGAACAAGAAUACAGCCAAUCAGUUACAGAUGAUUCCGUUUCAACAAUAAGUGGUUAUUUUGAUUUAGAAAAUAUAAUGACAAAUGCACAAAAAAUGAGAAGGAUCAAAAAGGAGAAAAAACUUAAAUGGCUAUUUGGUGAAAAGGUUAAGAAGACGGAAGAUCAAGUUGUUGUAUUACCAGAUGGAAAUCUUUAUGGCGAUGGUAAAUUAAGUUUUGGUGAUGAUGAUGAUAAAAGAAGUGUAUAUUCAACAAUAUCUGAAAAUAAGAAAUCAACAAAAGAAGCUUGGAACAGAAAGAAGAAAGUUGAUAAGAAAUUGCAAAUAAUGCUCGGAGAAGCUUUAGAUGAAAAUAUGGUUAAACAUGCUCUAAAACUUCCAUUAAUUCAAUCAACUCCUAGCACUUCGCCUUGUCAAGAAAGGUAUUUUGAAGCGGAUAGACUUUCGGUGAAUUAUCAAUACGAGGGCCGCAAUAGAAUUAGCAACGCGGGAUCAUACAUCAAGCAACGUAUUAGUAGACGUGCAUCAGACUCAAUGAUUACAUCUACUACACCUAACACUAAUAACAAUGACAAAAACAAUAAUUGCAAUAAUCCAAAAGUAACGAUGGCAACUUCACCAAAAAGCCCACACGAAAACAAACAUUAUAAAACAAGCACAAUUGAUAAUGAUCUAAAUGAUCCUUUGAAUAGAUUCAAUAUUCCAUUGAUUGUUAUUGACAAAGACACGAAGGAAUAUAGAAGAAAAAAAUUGCAAAAACUUCACCAAUUUUUAGGUGAAAGAGUACCUAUAGAUAUUGUAUUGGGAGAAAAAGAUUCUUCGAUUUAUCUGCCACCACCAGCAGGCGAAUUAAAAUUAGCAGUUAAACCCAAAAGUAAAAAACAUAGGCCUCCACCAUUAUCAUCAUACAAAAAAAAUUCACUGAAUGAUAAAAAGCGACAUUUACAAAGAGCAGUAAAAUUAGAAAAAUUGUUUGGGGAAAUACCGCCACAAGAUCUUUUAUUGACAACAUCUUCACAAUCAAGAUCCAAACAUGAUUCGAUAUCCAGUUUAGAUAUUCAUCGUAAAAGCAUUAUGUCGCUUGAAUAUUUGAUGGAAAAUGAUAGAGAAACAAUUUACGAUUUGAUUGAUUAUAUGUCAGACAAUGAAAAAGAAAACCAACGAGAUUCGUUGGAAAUUGAAGAAGAUUAUGAUUUAAAUAUUAUAUCUUCUUCUGCGCCAGCUACACCAUCAGAAACCUCUUUAACGAUGGAUUUUGACUUAGAAUCAACACAAUCACAUCAACACUUAAAACAUAAACAAUUACGAUUAAGAGGUAUACGUAAAUUAUCACAUUUUUUUGGGGCAACAUACGGACAAAUGUUCCCGGAACAAGUGUUGAGUGAAUUAUUAGGUGAACUUGAAGGAGAGAUAAGAGAAGAAGCAAAAAAAGAUGGCGAGGUUGAUAAGGAAUUGAUAGCAGGAUUGAUGGAACAAAUCGAAGAGCUAAGAACAAGAAGUAGUGAAUUAGCAGAUUCAGAUGUAGAAACACGUAGAGGAUUAUGUUAUUAA
Messenger RNA from Entrophospora candida, 2991 nucleotides. The record is from the annotation of a GenBank genome assembly. NCBI's taxonomy places the organism in Eukaryota, Fungi, Glomeromycota, Glomeromycetes, Entrophosporales, Entrophosporaceae.